Ostrea edulis (European flat oyster) is the source of this 797-nucleotide messenger RNA. RefSeq names its product NADH-ubiquinone oxidoreductase subunit 8-like. The coding region runs from base 59 to 691 and encodes 210 amino acids. The transcript has 6 exons. The record is from RefSeq and is a predicted model, not a curated record. NCBI's taxonomy places the organism in Eukaryota, Metazoa, Mollusca, Bivalvia, Ostreida, Ostreidae. Gene Ontology annotation, cellular component: membrane. Gene Ontology annotation, biological process: mitochondrial respiratory chain complex I assembly; mitochondrial electron transport, NADH to ubiquinone. Gene Ontology annotation, molecular function: 4 iron, 4 sulfur cluster binding; NADH dehydrogenase activity.
ACCAUCGGGUUCGACAUUUUGAUGUAGUCUUUUAUGAGACCAAUGUAGGACUGCCAAAAUGGCAACAAAACUAUUAUUUUCUCUCGGAUCAAGAGCAGGUCAGUCCAACAAAGUCAUUGGUCAUGCUAUCAGACCAUUUUCAGUAUCUCAAAAUAGAAAUAAAUAUGUUAUUGUAUCAAGAAAAGAACCAGAGGUGACCUUUGAAGCUAUGACAAACAGAUUUGUUAUGUAUUCCUUUGCUCAGGAAAUUAUUGCAGGUAUGAGAACUGUGCUUGGAAUGCUGUUCAAGGAGCCAGCCACACUGAACUAUCCAUUUGAGAAAGGUCCUCUGAGUCCGAGAUUUCGAGGAGAGCACGCAUUGAGGAGGUACCCAUCAGGGGAGGAGAGGUGCAUCGCAUGUAAACUGUGUGAAGCUAUCUGUCCAGCUCAGGCCAUCACCAUCGAGGCAGAGACCCGAGCGGAUGGAAGCAGAAGGACUACGCGAUAUGAUAUUGACAUGACAAAGUGUAUUUACUGCGGAUUCUGUCAGGAGGCGUGUCCCGUGGAUGCUAUAGUAGAGGGCCCUAACUUUGAAUACUCUACUGAGACUCAUGAAGAACUUCUGUACAACAAAGAAAAACUACUGAGUAAUGGUGACAAAUGGGAGGUAGAAAUAGCAGCUAACCUGCAGGCAGACCACAUGUACAGAUGAAAGUGCCGAGAAAAAGACAGACUUAUUUAAUAAUUGAGAUCUGUGCAUGAGACGUGUAUAUACAGGCUUGUUGAAUGUCUUAUAAUGACUAAAUAACAUGAAUUUA